Molecule: messenger RNA, 2147 nt
Organism: Glossina fuscipes
Lineage: Eukaryota; Metazoa; Arthropoda; Insecta; Diptera; Glossinidae
Gene: Reg-5
Product: rhythmically expressed gene 5 protein
Exons: 3
Coding region: 792-1754 (320 amino acids)
Source: RefSeq, a predicted model, not a curated record
UACAAUACGAGCCAUCUCACACUAAAAUUAACACUUGAACAAGAUAUCAGAUUGCGGUGAAAACACGUAAAGAAUUUCAACUAUUUAGCGGUUUCAAAACACCAGAAAUAUUUUCGCAAUUCAUUGAUUCAAUGUAAAAAAAUCAAACGUAAUAUAAUUUAUUAAUAUGAAAUAUAUUUACCUAUGUAUAUAUACAUAUAUUUAUAUAUAUAUAUCUAUGCAUAUAAAUAUACUAAAAAGCGUGCGUGACUAAAAUCGCUAAUUGAAGAAACGUGUAGCAAUUGUAAGACAUAAACACUUAGAUUAACACUUACGUAUACCGUAAGCAAAUGAACAAAGAAAGUUGUUUUCGAUUAAGAGCUUAAAGCAAAAAAAAACUCUUAAAUGAAAACGGAAACAGUCAUUAAGAGUGUUUAAAAACAAAAAACAACCUGCUAAACAAAAAAAACCUUAAACCAAUAAAAAAUUUUUAUUUUAAAUGCCAAAGAUUCAUAAAAAGGAAUACUAACAAUUAUAAGAAAAAAUAAAAUAAUCAAAAUAAUAAAAGCUAAAACUAAGAAAAGAAAGUUGUAGAAAAUUUUUAAAAUACAAAGGCAGAAAGAAAGAAAAAAACAAAAAACAUACGUUUGCUUUUCACAGCGUUGAAUUAUAAAAUUUGCUUUUUGCUGCCAAAAAAAAAAAAAAAAAAUUGAAACAAAAAAUUUUUAAAAAAGUUUCAGAAAGCAAGAAACGCCCUGCGGUUUUAGCGGUUUAGCGGCUACUGUUUUUUAACUUACAACAUAACGUUCACUAUGUAUGUUGUGCACUUGAAUGUAGGGAAAGUUUUGGCAGCAUGUCUUCUAGUGAACAUUGCCAUCAUUACGCCAACACCGACUGAUAGCUCAUCCAUACCUAUCUGGGAAUUUUUAACGCGUAAUGAGAAGAUGUCGUAUUUGUAUUCUACAUUUGCCCAAUUAGUGAGCGUGCACUGUAAGGCAACCGCAGCCACAGCUUCGAUACCAGUAAAUCAAUGUAAGCGUGAUUUAUUAAAUUAUGGUUACGAAAAGCUGCAAACCUUCUCCGACAACCAAUUAGACAAUUUCGAUCCUUAUCAAAGGGGAGCCAAUGAAUUGAUAUGGUCUUCCAUAAUGCGAAAUCAUCCGAGUUCUGUACUGAUAACGACACGUAAACCUUUGACAACCGUCUCAGGGACUACAUUGCUUGUGUUAAACGAUGAAAUUCCCCAAAACAAUACUGCAAAUGCAGCGGAUACGGACACUUCAGAAACACAACACGUUAAGAAUCCCAUAUUCGAAACUGAUAACGAACAACAACACCAAUAUGCCAUGGAUAUGGAUAUAGCAUAUGGUUACGGUUAUCCAAGUAUGUCACAUAAUCCUCAAGUAGAUGUAUUCGAUAGUAGCGCACAUUCAAAUCCAAGCGAGGAAGAAAAACAUAGAACGUAUCUCACAGGACCUUCAGUAGUGCGCGUACGACCGGACGGUACUCCUGUAGAAGAAGAUCGUCAUAAACCUCUACCCCAGGACGAUGAUUUGGAAGUCUUAAAUUCAUCUGCAUCUUCAUCCGCCACUGCUUCCACUUCGACUUUCCCAUCUUCCAUUCCUAAUUACAGUUAUGCCGGCACUACAAAACAUCGUAAAAUCGCUACUAUUAGUGCUUUAAAGCAACAAUAUUUGAACAGUUUGGCAUUGCAGCAGCAAAAAUUAUUACCUAUCUACAGGCAGGCACGUGAACGACGUCAUACGGUGGUUUAAUUUAGUUAAGUUAACAGUUAAAAGCUCGAUUUCUAGCUUUAAUUAUUAUUUUUAUAUUAAUUUAAGCUAAAUAAUUGUGUGAUUGUUUGUGAUGUUUGUUUACAUUCAAAUUAAAUGAAUGAAAUAAACAUUGAAUGAAUGUGUGAAAAUCUUAAGGGAUUUAUGAAACAAUUAAGUGUUUCAAAAAACUCAUAGAAUUAAUAACAACAACAUAAUAAAUCGUGUGUAAGGAGUUUAUGAUAAACAUCAACCGAUUUACUUCUGACGAGGAAGUACGAUCAUAUGAGAAAUUAUUAUUUUUUUAUUAUAUCUUAUUAUUAUUUAUUGUGCACUUCAAUCUUUAUUUCGGCUAAAUUUGAAUAAACUCUAUAUAUUAUUUAUAAAACUAAAAAA